This is a messenger RNA of Owenia fusiformis, 1373 nucleotides long. NCBI's taxonomy places the organism in Eukaryota, Metazoa, Annelida, Polychaeta, Sabellida, Oweniidae. The record is from the annotation of a GenBank genome assembly.
GGGGUACCACAGAGGACGUUAAAAAUAUUAUAGAAAACUUACCCAGAAAAUAUUCCAUGAUAUAUAUACAAGUUGAAGGGAAUGAAGCCUCAAACCUCAUUAAAUGUCCAUCAUCAGAAAAAGAGUUACAGGACAUGGCGGUCGAGUUGCGUGACAAGAUCUGGGGGGUAGCCGAAAAGGCAGGAGAUUAUUUAUUUCGUCAGGGGAGAGUCAUAAUUGGAAAAAUCCCAUGUAGAUGGGUGACCCCAAUAACAAAAAAAAGUCAUAUAAAAUCCAUUGAGCAUGCCAAAAGAUGUAAUACCCUCAUUUCAAACCUAAACAAAUAUAUGAACGAUAAAGGGAAACAGAAACCAGUGGAACUAAGUAGUAUAAUCUACUGGAAUUCGAAAGGUUUAGUCCACAACUUUCGGGAGCUGCUGGAAGACGAUUGUCAUUUCAAUGACAAAGGUUUGAAAAAGUGGAAGAAGGCUGUCACAUUGGCAAUACUGACUGGGCUUGGCAGAUCUCGUAAGUUAUAGUUUUAAUAUAGUUGUGUUUACUAAGGUAGAAUAUAAAAUAGAUAUUAUAAUUAACACAGUAGUAUAAUAUGGGCAUAAGCCCACGGAAGCGCAAUGUGAAAAAACAGAUAUCUUGCUUCCUACUAGUUAAGUUGUAAUUGAUGGCUAAACAGGAGCCCUAAAUCCUUGAAGGCAACUUUCCCGGUGGGUGGUAUAGUUUACCCAUUGAGAAAGGCAGUUUGUUGCUAAGGGGCAUGGAUGCAGUUACAUAGUUUUUUCCUCCCCCUUCGCCUAGUUAUUAUGCCGCAAGUGUUUUACUCGCAUGAAUAGUAUUGUAAGAUGCCAGGGCAUAGCUAACACAGUUUCCCGCCAUCUUAUUAGUUGAUUCUACUGGUGUCAGUUGUAGUUAUGAACACCAGAAUAGAUUAUAUAAAUAAGGAAUAUAGUACAGUUUUCUAAAGGAAAUAGAACAAGAGUUAAUCAGUACCGUAUUCUCUGUAAUUACCGCCCACUCUCUAAUAAGCGCCCACCCCGCUUCACAAAGUUCAAGAAACAUCGAGGAAUCAACAAGAAUUGAAGAAUAUAUCAGGAAAAAAAUAUUUCUCAAAAUCCAGGAGCGGGCGAUAAUAGAGUACUUACCCUAAAACUGCUGUAAACACGACGCGUUUUGUAAUUCUAUGCAUCCUCUCGAUACAUAUCUAUCGAUGGGUGCUUCCCACACCAUACCAUGCUAAUAUUGUCUCCAAAUAGUCCAUAAUGAAUGAAGGAAUUGUUCUUUAUCGGCAUUCAGAAAUUUCAAAAGCUACUGCGCAGAUGUUCUGCGCAUGUCAAGGUCGUGAACUUUCUGGUUUCUUUUUAAUGUUUCUCGACUUUUAC